AUGGAGGUUGUCAAGCGCAACGGUCUUCGUGAGCCAGUCUCCUUUGACAAGAUCAGCCAGCGCCUUUCGAAUUUGUGCAAGAACGUGCAUCAGCCGUAUGCUGAGGGCAAGGCUUAUGGGCAUUGGAGGCGUUCAAGGCGGGUGAAGGACAUGUCUCUGCAGGUCACUGGUGGACCGCUCCUCAACGCAGAUCCCGUCAAGAUCGUUCAGAGGGUCAGUGUGUCGAUUUAUGACGGAGUGUCCACCGAGGAGAUUGACGUUCUGACCGCAGAGGUUGCAGAGACCCUGAAGACCUCCCAUCCAGAGUAUGGGAUUCUGGCUGCGCGCAUCGUGAUCUCUAACCUGCACAAGAGCACCCCUGCAACCCUGCGCGGGUCGGUGGAGCUUCUCGGCCCUGGCCGCUGGGACGAGGCGCUGUACGAGCGCAUCACAAAGGACGACGCGCUCUGUGAUGCCCUGGAGGGAGCGAUAGACCACGCCAGGUCCUAUGGGCUCGACUACUUUGGGGCCAAGACCAUGAUCAAGGGCUACUUGCUGUGCAAGGAAGGGCGGCCUGCCGAGCGCCCCCAGUACAUGUGGAUGCGGGUCGCGCUGCACCUGCACGGGCCCGACAGGCUGGACCGCGUCCUGGAGACCUACGAGCUGCUGUCCUGCGGCUACUUCACGCAUGCAUCGCCGACCCUCUUCAACGCUGGCACGUGCCACCCCCAGGACAGUAGCUGCUUCCUCUACGGCAUGGGAGACGACCAGGACUCGAUCGAGGGCAUCUUUGACACGCUCAAAAAGUGUGCCCUGAUCAGCAAGUGGGGUGGGGGCCUGGGCAUACACGUCCACUCGAUCCGCUCCAACGGAGCGGACAUCAGGGGCACCGCAGGGAAGGCCACCGGCAUCGUGCCCAUGCUGCGCAACUUUGACGCCCUGGCCCGCUACGUCAACCAGGGCGGCAAGCGCAAGGGAUCAAUUGCCAUCUACUUGGAGCCCUGGCAUGCGGACGUCUUUGACUUCCUGGAGCUGCGCAAGAACAGCGGGAAUGAGGAGAUGCGGUGCCGCGACCUGUUUACGGCUCUGUGGGUGCCCGACCUAUUCAUCAGGCGCGUCGAGCAGGACGGGGUGUGGACCCUUUUUGACCCCGACAAGGCCAGGGGCCUGUCCUAUUGCUACGGAGAGGCCUUUGACGAGCUGUACGAGAGGUACGAGGCCACGCCCGGGCUUGCAAGCCGCGUGGUCCGCGCCAAGGCUGUCUGGAGCGCCAUGCUGACCGCCCAGGUGGAGGGCGGCACGCCCUACGUGCUCUACAAGGACGCCGUCAACCGCAAGAGCAACCAGAAGCACCUGGGGACCAUCAAGAGCUCGAACCUCUGUGCUGCAGGCUGCUAUCGCAGCGGCCAGUAUCAGGUUGAGGGCCACGACUGCCAACUCGACCAAGAGAGCAAGCUCUCUCUCCAUACAGAGAUCACGGAGUUUACCGCCAAGGAUGAGGUGGCGGUCUGCUCCCUGGCCUCCCUUGCGCUGCCCCAGUUUGUCACCCUGGACUCGGACAACAAGCCGUUCUUUGACAUGAAGAUGCUGCGCGAGGUCACCAAGGUGGCGAUCCGCAACCUGGACCUGGUCGUGGACCGCACCUUCUACCCCGUGCCGGAGGCCCGCCGCUCCAACAUGCUGCAUCGCCCCCUCGGGCUGGGAGUCCAGGGCUUGGCGGACGUUUUUAUGAUGCUGCGCAUGCCCUUCAGCUCGCCCGCGGCGAGGGCGCUCAACCGGGGCAUCUUCCAGAGCAUCUACUUUGCCGCUGUCGAGGCCUCGGUGGACCUCGCGGCUGAGCUGGGGCCUUACCCGAGCUUCCAGGGCUCCCCCGCCUCCCAAGGUUUCCUUCAGUUUGACCUGUGGGGCGUCAAGCCGUCCGAGAUGGGCUACGACUGGGCCGGCCUCAAGGCGCG
Molecule: messenger RNA, 1934 nt
Organism: Klebsormidium nitens
Lineage: Eukaryota; Viridiplantae; Streptophyta; Klebsormidiophyceae; Klebsormidiales; Klebsormidiaceae
Source: the annotation of a GenBank genome assembly